CAGCAGGGUCGGCACUAGAUCUGACGGUGUUACGCAGGUUUAUUUAUAGCAAGUUUACUCGAAAGCACGUUUCAUUGUAACCAAGUUAAAGAAGUACAAUUUAAUAACAUUCGGUUUUAAUUGUCAGCAUGUUCCCGUCUUCUAGCAGGGUCAAACUUAACCGAGUCGCGCUAAAAGACGUCAUUGGGCUAAAACUGGUGCCGCGGCGGAGACGAGUCCCGAAGUCGCAGAAUAACGUUAACGUUACAGCUGACUCCGAAGAAAAUCAAGAGGAAAACCAACUACAGUCAAUGAAAGACACUAAUGUUACACCACUCCCUUGCUGCAGUGAACACGUCCAAACUCCCUUAACAGACCAAAUUUGGCCAGAAAAUGUGACCGAUACGACCGGUGCCAUCCCCGAAGGAGAGCCGGAGGACAAUCGCGUAGACUUUGAUAGAAAUACGCACCCAAGCCCAACAGGACUUGCUGAUUCAGAACGGUCUUCAAGAAGAGCUGUCAGAACCUCCCACUGUGGUCUCUGUGGUGACUGUAAAUACAUUUCCCCUCAGCGGAAGACAUUAGGUAAGCAAGGGCAAGAAAGCAGUUGCCCGGGGCCAGAGCGGCCUACCAUUGAAGUUAACAUCAAGAAUGAAAACACUGUCACUGAGACCUCUAAGAACAUUGUAAUAUGGAUAGACCAGUACCCAAAGGUGCCACUUUGUGACAUAGCCCAAAAAUGUGACUUAAGUCACAAUUGUGGCUACGUGUUACCAGAUGUUCUCAAGACCAAGGUUGUGCAUUGCUUCAAACAGGACAUGAGAGCUGGAUUUCAGUUUGUGCCCGGUUGUUUAGGGCAUAACAAACACAAAAGUGAUGAAGGUGCUCUAGCUAAAGAGUUUUGUCCCAGGGCUCAAUCUGAGAAGAGUGUCUGUCAGUCUCAGAGUUUGACUAAACACCUGAAUGAACUCGCUGGAGCAAAGGCGUUAUCAAGUCAUCCCUCGUGUCGUUUCCUCAAGAGUUGGACAAGUGAUGACUCUGCAACCUGUUCAGCUUCUUUCUUGCUGGGUAAACGUACAAAAAAAGGUGAAUGCAGGACUGGCAUGUGGGACAGUGAUGUUGAGGAGGAUCCUGGGCCAGGAUCCCAUCUCAUAGGGGCAGAGAUUCGCAGAGACAAAAGAAUAAAGCGUAGGGAUAGUGUUAAUGAUGGGAUUUUGCCUUCCACUUCAGAUUUAGAAAGCAAGAGUUGCAAAAACCCAGCAAAAACAGACACUAGAGACAAAGAGAAAACAUUUUUCGGGAAUGCUGUUGGGGACAGCAGCAAGUUUGGCUCAGCUGUGAAAGAAAACUGUAAGAACCCUUGUGGUGAGAGAGACAAUCCCACAAAAUCGGAUGCAGCACAACUGUCCUCAGAACGGUUCUGUCAGAGGAAUGAGGUGGACACGGAUGAUCUGGAGUCAUUCACCUGCCAGAGAGCGAGGGUCUAUUUCAGGAAAAACAUUUCUUCUUGUGCACGCACAUACAUGUCGUGGCCCUUCUCUAACAGCGGCAGGACCCUUACAGCACAUGCCCCCGCUUCAGGCAGAGCCCACCAGUUUUCUAAUCAAAACAAAGAGAAGCAACAAGAGGAUAGUGAAAGCAUUUUAGUAGACAGAAAUGGGAAAAGACAUAAUAUGUCUUCAAACUCUUCAGACAGUGAAAAAUGUGCAACUCACUUAAUGGAGGCUGAAGAAUCACUAGCCAGCCUUCCCUCAGAUACGGCUACCCUUUCCAACCCACGUCAGCAUGGAAGAGAGCCUGGCACUGACACCUCAGCCUCACCUUUGCCAGGACCUAAAACUGACAGCUCCCUGUCUACCCCCUCCCCCUUAGCACUUGGCCUGAGUGACUGGGAAACUGCCACUACUUUGUCUUCCAUGUCAUCUCCAUUCACACAUGGUGGUCUGAGCAGCCUCUCAGCCACACCUUCCUCUCUCCCACCUCCAUCAUUCCUACUACAGAAAGUCAAAAGGGUUGAGUUGGCUGAAGCCUCUCCAACCAAGUGCAUGGUCAGAGCUGUAGGAAAAACAUUGUUCUGCUGCGAAGAAACUCGAACUUCUCCUCCACACGACUCCGACUCCUUUCAUUCAUGUGAAUCCUCCCUCCUCCUCCCUCAAGACGAGCAAGAGAGUGACGAAGAUCUUCUUGCAGGCAGGAGCAAAGGGAGAUCAACGCACAACAUCCUCACAGACAAGUGUGCAGACAUUGACUUGAAUGAGUUGAUGCUUCCACCAGCGCUCUCUCCUGUCAAUACCCCACAAGGGCCCUCACGGACAAGCUUCCAGCACCCAGGCUGUUCGUCGUCGGAGGAGGAGGAGGAGGAGGAGGAGAUAAACAAAGACACCAGCAAACACGAAAUGUUACCUGAAUGUCACAAGGUACAAAUUGUUAAUGGCAAUAAUGAGAACUCCAGGGAUUAUAUUGAACAUGGCGUUGAAGAAUUUCAAGGAGCCUCAACAAAUCUCCCAACUACUCAAACUUCUACCAGCAAUGAUGAAGACGAUGUGGAUGAUGGUAAUGAAGAGGAAGACCAGGAUGACAGUGAUUAUGAAGAUGACGUGGAACAGGUUAACAAACAAUCCGAACAAGUUCCCUCAGACCCUAAAAUAAAGGCGACCCUUACCUCAAGUGACCUGACAGAACCCUGCUCUUCUCCCAGCAGUGAUGAAGAUGAUGGAGCCUUCAGAGAGGAAGGACAGCCACGGUCUGCUAGAGAUGUGGAAUCAAUUCCAUCUGAAAUAUCAGACAGUGAAAGGGAUGAAACCAAAGUAGAGUCAGCGGACAAUACUGAGCAGGGCAUUUUGGAUGAGGUCACGGCUUAUGAACAGGAUAUUCUGCUUGUCGACGUGGUCCAGUUUGACCCUGAGCUGUUUGAAAACCUGCCCCAGGAAAGUUCACUGAAACUGGGUCCUAGCAGGGUUACUGAGGCACCAAACAUCAGGCCUAUUGGAGGGGUGAAGACGCAGUCGUCAGGGACAGAUGCAGCAUCACCGAGGUUUGAACAAAGAUCUUUCCCAGUUCAUACUGAUUUUCACUGCGACAGUCCCAUCACAGAGGAGAGCAGCAAGAGGCCAUGGAGACCUCAGUGUGGCAGCAGCCCUUUCAAAAGGCAGAGCAGCGCAUCGCCUGCUGCAGAAAAGCAAACCAAAUACAUGGGUCUGCCCGACGCCAACAACAAUCAUGUAAACAAAUUCCUGGAAAGGAGCCAGCCCGUCCAGACAGUGACCUCCCUGCAUUAUCACAUCCCUCCACUUAUGACCCAAAAGAUUGGGCCACGGAUCACAAACCCAGCAAACUUGGCAGAGUUUAGGCGGCAGAAAUCUAAUGCCUACUGUAGGCAGUACUUCAGUGAGUCGCUGUCCUGUGGGUUCAAGAUGUGUCGGUUCCAGCAUGUGCCUGUGGAGGGGGACGAGAAGUUCUGCAUUGAUACUGUAACACGAUUCACCAAAAAUCCAGCAUGCCUUCAAAAAGCACGAGCUGUGUUUACAGGCUACUACCAGAACAACCCACCAGGAGUGUAUUUCUCCAUGCCGGUGCUUCUAUCACUCCUCUGGUCUCUGCUCCAGGCUGGCAUGGUAUCUGAUGUCUUCUCUGUCCUCAGCAUCAGCGUGGCCCACAAGAUAGUGCCUGGCCAUGAGUUCCUGUUGGCUCUCUUUAACCUUGUGAGAGAAAAAGGUCUCGUGAGUUUUGUACCUGAACUCAUGCAGCUCACAUUCAAGAUGGCCAGUACGGGCCUAGAGCUGAGUUUGGACUGCCUAGACUGUGUCAAAAACACUCCUGAGUUCCAGCAGACAGUCUAUCCAAACUCACUUGUUUCAGUACUUGGCAACCACAAGUAA
Micropterus dolomieu (smallmouth bass) is the source of this 3857-nucleotide messenger RNA. RefSeq lists its product as uncharacterized. The record is from RefSeq and is a predicted model, not a curated record. Gene Ontology annotation, biological process: spermatocyte division; spermatid development. Bases 129 to 3857 code for a protein of 1242 amino acids. The transcript is spliced from 12 exons. NCBI's taxonomy places the organism in Eukaryota, Metazoa, Chordata, Actinopteri, Centrarchiformes, Centrarchidae.